Hemisphaericaspora subhashii is the source of this 1785-nucleotide messenger RNA. It is a transcript of the gene PHO89, whose product is annotated as Pho89p. The coding region runs from base 1 to 1785 and encodes 594 amino acids. Lineage: Eukaryota; Fungi; Ascomycota; Pichiomycetes; Serinales; Debaryomycetaceae. Gene Ontology annotation, biological process: phosphate ion transmembrane transport. Gene Ontology annotation, cellular component: membrane. The record is from RefSeq and is a predicted model, not a curated record. The transcript has a single exon.
AUGAUAGCUUUACAUCAAUUUGAUUAUAUCUUCGCUAUAGCGAUGAUUUUUGCAUUCUUGGACGCCUGGAAUAUUGGUGCCAAUGAUGUUGCAAACUCAUUCUCCUCAUCAGUUUCGUCUCGUUCCUUGAAGUAUUGGCAAGCUAUGAUUUUGGCUGCCAUGAUGGAAUUCUUAGGUGCAGUCCUUGUUGGUUCUCGUGUUUCCGAUACUAUUAGAAACAAGAUUGUUGAUGUUGAAGUCUUUGCAGCUGAACCAGCUGUUUUAAUGUUGUCCAUGGCCUGUGCCUUGAUUGGUUCUUCCACUUGGUUGACUAUUGCUACCUCCAUUGGUAUGCCAGUUUCCACCACUCACUCCAUUGUUGGUGCUGUUAUUGGUGCUGCCAUUGCUGCUAAAGGUGCUCUGAACAUUCUUUGGGGUUGGAGUGGUGUUUCUCAAAUUAUUGCAUCUUGGUUUAUUGCCCCAGGUAUUGCUGGUGCUUUCGCUUCCAUUAUUUUCCUUAUUUCCAAAUAUGGUGUCUUGGAAAUUAAGAACCCAAAAACUUCUUUAAGAAAUGCUAUGUUAUUAGUUCCAAUCUUAGUCUUCUCUGCUUUCUCCAUCUUAACUAUGUUGAUUGUCUGGAAGGGUUCUCCAAAGCUUAACUUGGAUGCUUUAUCUACUGGUACUACUGUCGGUGCUAUCUUUGGUACUGGUGCUGUUGCCGCUCUGGUUUACAUGAUCUUCUUAUAUCCAUUCUACAGAAGAAAGUUGGUUCACGAAGAUUGGACUUUACAAUGGUACGAUGUUUUCAGAGGCCCAGUUUAUUGGUUCAAAUCUACCGACAAUAUUCCACCAAUUCCAGAAGGUCAAACUUUAACUAUUGAUUACUAUAAGGGUAGAAGAUAUGACGAAGCUGGUAACGUUAUUAAUGAUGAUGAAGACGACCAAGAAUCAGUUACCAAGAAGGAUGGACAAGAAGGUGAUGAAAUCCGUCCAGAUAUUGAAAAGGAUGCAAACUCUUCCGACUCCAUUACUUCAACCGAAGCUGCAAAGAAGAAGGCUGCUGCCACUCACAAGACGCACAGACAUCCAAGAACUUUCCCAGAAUACGGUGCCCUUAUCAAAGAAACUGCUAUGAACUGGCCAUACGUUAUCUUCCUUCUUUUAACUCAUGGUGUCAGACAAGAUGUUAUUUCCGACCAAGCUAACUCCAAAGAUAUUCUUGCUGGUGAUUUAGCUGGUAUGCACACUGCCUCCAAAUAUUACGACAACAAGAUUGAAUUCAUGUACUCCCUUUUACAAGCCAUCACUGCCUGUACUAUGUCCUUUGCUCAUGGUGCCAAUGAUAUUGCCAACGCCACCGGUCCAUUAGCUACCGUCUAUCUUAUCUGGACUUCUAACACUACUGCUGCAAAGGCUGAUGUUCCAAUCUGGGUUCUUUGUUAUGCUGCCAGUGCUUUAGUUAUUGGUUUAUGGACUUAUGGUUACCAUAUUAUGGCUAACUUGGGUAACAAGUUGAUUUUACAAUCUCCAGCCAGAGGUUUUGCUAUCGAAUUAGGUGCCGCCGCUACUACUGUCAUGGCUACUCAAUUGAAGAUUCCUGUCUCUACCACUCAAUGUGCUGUCGGUGCUACUGUUUUCGUUGGUUUAUGUAACAAAGAAUGGAAGACUGUUAACUGGAGAAUGGUUGCUUGGUGUUACUUAGGUUGGAUCUUUACCUUACCUUGUGCUGGUUUGAUUGCUGGUAUUCUUAAUGCUAUCAUCUUAUACUCUCCAUCUUUGGGAAUGAGUUACUCUUUAACCAAUUAG